Rhizopus microsporus ATCC 52813 is the source of this 210-nucleotide messenger RNA. RefSeq names its product HLH-domain-containing protein. The record is from RefSeq and is a predicted model, not a curated record. The annotation marks the transcript as partial. Gene Ontology annotation, molecular function: DNA-binding transcription factor activity, RNA polymerase II-specific; RNA polymerase II cis-regulatory region sequence-specific DNA binding; protein dimerization activity. NCBI's taxonomy places the organism in Eukaryota, Fungi, Mucoromycota, Mucoromycetes, Mucorales, Rhizopodaceae. The transcript has a single exon. Gene Ontology annotation, biological process: regulation of transcription by RNA polymerase II.
AAAGAACUCUUAACAGAAGAAGAGAAAAGAGCGAACCAUAUCGCAUCUGAACAAAAGCGAAGAAGUACCAUUCGAAACGGGUUCAAAGAGCUCAGCGAGCUUGUGCCCACUCUCAAGAACAUUAAUAACUCAAAAAGCACUGUCUUGUUUAAAGCAGUUGAAUACAUAAAGUACUUGGAAAAGAGGAAUAAUUCACUAAGAGACAAAAUU